CAUGGGCCGGGGAGGCCGCGCCGCGCCGCAGCGAACAAAAGGCGGCAGCGGCGGCGGGGCCGGGCCGAGCCGAGCCGAGCCGCGCCGAGAAUAGGCAGCCAUGUCAGCCAAGGCCAUCUCUGAACAGACAGGGAAGGAGUUCUUGUAUAAGUAUAUCUGCACCUCUUCUGCUAUCCAGAACCGCUUCAAGUAUGCCCAUGUCACCCCCGACACUGACUGGGCACGACUCACCCAGGACCACCCGUGGCUUCUGAGCGAGCGACUAGUGGUGAAGCCAGAUCAGCUAAUAAAGCGACGUGGGAAGCUUGGACUGGUUGGAAUUAACCUCACUCUGGAUCAGGUGAAGGUUUGGCUGAAACAGCGCCUGGGCCAAGAAACCACAAUUGCUAACGCUAAGGGAAUCCUGAAGAAUUUUCUUAUUGAGCCCUUUGUCCCCCACAAACAGGAAGAAGAGUUCUAUGUGUGCAUAUAUGCUGCCCGUGAGGGAGACUAUGUACUUUUCUACCAUGAAGGGGGUGUGGAUGUGGGAGAUGUUGAUGCCAAAGCUCAGAAGUUGCUUGUGGGGGUAGAUGAAAAGCUGAAUGAAUCAGAUGUAAAGAAAAAUCUCCUGCAGCAUGCACCAGCAAACAAAAAAGAUGUCUUGGCUAGCUUCAUUUCUGGACUGUUCAACCUUUAUGAAGAUCUGUAUUUCACAUACCUUGAGAUUAAUCCAUUAGUUGUGACUAAAGAUGGCGUCUACAUCCUUGAUUUGGCUGCGAAGAUUGAUGCGACUGCUGACUACAUCUGUAAAGUGAAAUGGGGGGAUGUGGAAUUCCCCCCUCCCUUUGGCAGGGAAGCUUACCCAGAGGAAGCCUACAUUGCUGAUCUGGAUGCAAAGAGUGGAGCCAGCCUGAAACUUACUAUUCUUAAUCCCAAAGGCAGGAUCUGGACCAUGGUGGCUGGUGGUGGUGCCUCUGUGGUGUACAGUGACACUAUUUGUGAUUUGGGGGGUGUGAAUGAACUGGCUAACUAUGGUGAAUACUCAGGAGCCCCAAGUGAGCAACAAACUUAUGACUAUGCUAAGACUAUUCUCUCCCUCAUGACACGGGAGAAACACCCUGAAGGUAAAAUUCUAAUCAUUGGAGGUAGCAUUGCUAACUUCACCAAUGUGGCAGCAACUUUCAAAGGCAUUGUGAGAGCAAUUAAAGACUAUCAAGGCCCUCUGAAAGAGCAUGAAGUGAGGAUCUUUGUGCGAAGAGGAGGCCCAAACUAUCAGGAAGGACUGCGUGUCAUGGGAGAAGUGGGGAAGACCACUGGGAUCCCCAUCCACGUCUUUGGCACAGAGACUCAUAUGACUGCUAUCGUGGGCAUGGCGCUUGGCCAUCGGCCUAUCCCUAAUCAGCCACCUGCUGCAGCUCACACUGCCAACUUCCUCCUCAAUGCCAGCGGCAGCCCUUCGACUCCAGCACCAAGCAGAACAGCUUCUUUUUCUGAGUCCAAAGCAGAUGAUAUUGCUCCUGCCAAGAAGGCAAAGCCAACAGCACCUCUUGAUUCAAUCCCAGCUUCAAGACCUGGUCCAGGUAAAGCUACAACCCUGUUCAGCCGUCACACCAAAGCUAUUAUUUGGGGGAUGCAGACACGAGCCGUGCAAGGAAUGCUCGAUUUUGAUUAUAUUUGCUCCCGGGAUGAACCUUCAGUAGCUGCUAUGGUUUAUCCAUUCACUGGUGAUCACAAGCAGAAAUUCUAUUGGGGCCACAAAGAAAUCCUGAUCCCAGUCUACAAGAACAUGUCUGAUGCUAUGAGGAAGCACCCUGAAGUGGAUGUUCUAAUCAACUUUGCAUCUCUGCGGUCUGCUUACGACAGCACUAUUGAAACCAUGAACUAUCCACAGAUCCGCACCAUUGCCAUUAUUGCUGAGGGCAUUCCAGAGGCACUGACGCGCAAGCUGAUCAAGACAGCUGAUAAAAAAGGAGUCACGAUCAUUGGGCCUGCAACUGUUGGUGGGAUCAAACCAGGUUGCUUUAAAAUAGGCAACACAGGAGGCAUGCUGGAUAAUAUCUUAGCAUCAAAACUCUACCGUCCUGGCAGUGUGGCUUAUGUCUCACGCUCUGGAGGAAUGUCCAAUGAGCUCAACAACAUCAUUUCUCGAACCACAGAUGGGGUCUAUGAAGGGGUGGCCAUCGGAGGAGACAGAUACCCUGGUUCUACUUUUAUGGAUCAUGUCUUACGCUAUGAAGAUACUCCAGGAGUAAAAAUGAUUGUAGUGCUUGGAGAGAUUGGAGGCACAGAAGAGUAUAAGAUCUCCAGGGGUAUUAAAGAAGGCCGUAUCACCAAGCCAGUGGUGUGCUGGUGCAUUGGUACCUGUGCCACCAUGUUCUCCUCAGAGGUGCAGUUUGGCCAUGCAGGAGCUUGUGCCAACCAGGCUUCUGAAACUGCUGUUGCAAAGAAUCAGGCCCUGAAGGAAGCUGGUGUGUUUGUUCCUCGGAGUUUUGAUGAGCUUGGAGAGGUCAUUCAGUCUGUCUAUCAGGAUCUUGUUGCCAGAAGAGUAAUUGAACCAGCUGAGGAAGUGCCUCCUCCAACUGUGCCAAUGGAUUAUUCCUGGGCAAGGGAGCUGGGUCUGAUCCGCAAGCCAGCUUCCUUUAUGACCAGUAUCUGUGAUGAAAGGGGUCAGGAACUGAUUUAUGCUGGGAUGCCCAUCACUGAGGUCUUCAAAGAAGAAAUGGGAAUUGGAGGGGUUCUGGGACUGCUCUGGUUUCAAAGGAGGUUACCAAAGUAUGCCUGUCAGUUUAUUGAGAUGUGUUUGAUGGUAACAGCAGAUCAUGGACCUGCUGUAUCUGGAGCCCACAACACUAUUGUCUGCGCAAGAGCAGGAAAAGAUCUUGUCUCAAGUCUCACUUCAGGCCUUCUUACUAUUGGUGACCGGUUUGGUGGAGCGCUGGAUGCUGCAGCUAAAAUGUUCAGCAAAGCCUUUGACAGUGGCAUUAUUCCUAUGGAGUUUGUGAAUAAAAUGAAGAAAGAAGGGAAACUCAUCAUGGGCAUUGGACACAGGGUCAAAUCGAUAAAUAAUCCAGACAUGAGAGUUCAGAUUCUCAAAGACUAUGUGAAGCAGCAUUUCCCUGCCACCCCACUGUUGGACUAUGCACUUGAAGUAGAAAAAAUUACAACUUCCAAGAAACCAAAUCUUAUCCUGAAUGUAGAUGGCUUUAUUGGAGUUGCCUUUGUUGAUGUACUCAGGAAUUGUGGCUCUUUCACACGGGAAGAAGCAGAUGAAUAUAUUGAUAUAGGAGCUCUUAAUGGCAUCUUUGUACUAGGCAGGAGUAUGGGAUUCAUUGGGCACUACCUGGAUCAGAAGAGAUUGAAGCAAGGUCUCUACCGUCACCCAUGGGACGACAUAUCCUAUGUUUUACCAGAGCACAUGACUAUGUGAUAAGUAGUAGUGCCUCGAUGUCACUUAAAGAAGUCAGAAGCCUGCACAGAGGAGAGCUACAAAUGGGACUUUGAUGUGUAAAAGCCAUUGGUUAUAUAGACAUUGAGCUGCCUACUUACACUGUGCAAAGCAACUGUCUUGUAAUAGAAACUUAAUUAAAAACCAAAACUUGUGAUAUUCCAUGUUACCUGCUGUAUUUAAUUCUUGGAAGCAACUGAACUCUCAUCCUUUUAUUUUUUUCUACUCUUAUGUGUUUCCAGAAAAGUUUUUAAAGGUUUUGGAGGGAGCUUUGCUCAUGAAUUUGUCUAAGAUCCAUUAGUCUAAGCUGUAACUUUCCUGAUAAAGGGAAAGUGCACAUCCACGUAUCACUCCUAUAAGCUAUGACUUCAGUGUUUUCCUUCCCUCCUCCCCAUUGAUUGGUGUUCUGUUUUAUUCAGUUUGCUUACUCUGUUCAUCUUCACAGUCUACUCUUAUCCUGAAUAGUGGGACCACUGCUGAUUUGUAACCAAUGUUACUCAAACUCUGGUGUAGUAAUUUAAAAUUGUAACAUAUUACUGUUAAAACUGUGAAACUAUAUGUAUUCCAGUGUCUAUAUUUAUGCAAACAACUUCUCAUUACCAUUAGAUUGCUGGUUUUGGAAUGUCAGUCUCCCCUAUUAUCUGCAUAUGCAAAAAUAAUCUCAGUAACAACUUCAGCAUCCUCCUUGUCUGUGUAUUGUAACCUAACUCAAAUAAAUGGUACAGUAAUAACUUAC
Molecule: messenger RNA, 4160 nt
Organism: Rhea pennata
Lineage: Eukaryota; Metazoa; Chordata; Aves; Rheiformes; Rheidae
Gene: ACLY
Product: ATP citrate lyase
Exons: 29
Coding region: 101-3406 (1101 amino acids)
Biological process (GO): tricarboxylic acid cycle; citrate metabolic process; fatty acid biosynthetic process
Cellular component (GO): cytosol
Molecular function (GO): ATP citrate synthase activity
Source: RefSeq, a predicted model, not a curated record